Molecule: messenger RNA, 963 nt
Organism: Adineta ricciae
Lineage: Eukaryota; Metazoa; Rotifera; Eurotatoria; Adinetida; Adinetidae
Source: the annotation of a GenBank genome assembly
AUGGCUACAGCAACGUUUCAUAGUAAAUCCACAGCACUUGAUGUUGUUCACAGUUUGAACGUGAACUUAGAUGGUCAGAUUGUUAUUGUUACCGGUGGUACAUCAGGUAUUGGUAUAGAAACAGUACGAGCGUUAGCGUCGACACAUGCACAUGUUAUCAUUACUACACGAGAUCUGACUAAAGGGAAACAGGCGGUAGAAGAUAUGAAAAAGUCAACUGGAAAUAAAUCUAUUGAAGCGAUUGAGUGUGAUUUGACGUCACUUGAAUCAGUUCGUAGUUUUAUUUCUGAAUUUCGUACUCGUCAACUACCAAUCAAAAUUCUCAUCUGUAAUGCAGAAACAAAGGCUUGUCCAUAUUCGAAAACAACCGAUGGUUUCGAAUCACAAUUUGCUGUUAAUCAUCUUGCUCAUUUUUUUCUCACGACAAAUCUUUUGCCAGAACUCGAAGCAGGCAAGCCGUCACGUGUUAUCAUAGUCAGUUCCGUUGCAAAUAAACGUGGUGGUAUCAACUGGUAUGACAUCAAUUGGGACAAGAAGUACGACAAAUGGCUUGCUUAUAGUCAAAGCAAAACUGCUAAUAUUCUUUUUGCUAAGCAACUGGAUAAAUUAUAUGCAUCCAAAGGUAUCCAUGCAUAUUCUGUUCAUCCAGGUGGCAUCAUAACGAAUUUGCGACAGAAUAUACCAGAAAAGGAACAACGAGCGAUGGGUUGGUACAAGGACGAUGGAACAUUAAUUGAAGUUUUUAAAACUGCAGCACAAGCUGCAUCAACAAGUGUCUACGGUGCUUUAGCACCUGAAUUGGAUCAUUUUGGUGGAGAACAUCUGGAAGAUUGUGCGGUUAGUAAAGGUGUCAAUCCAGAUAAAACAGCAUGGGGUAUAGCACCGCAUGCUGCAGACAUGGAAGAAGCCGAGCGUCUAUGGAAGUUAAGUGAACAAAUGGUAGUAUCGAAAAUGCAUGUUUAA